AUGCCAAAUCAUCCGCCUACAGUCUCAAAAACGGUGCCAUCACAUCAUUUCAAGAUGGAUUUUCAUGCACCUGAUCUGGCCAAAGCAUGGAAAGAUUUCCUCAUUUCGUUCAGAAUUUACCUUACUGCACAUGAUUUAGAUAAUGAAGAAGACAGACGUAAAGUAGCCAUUUUGCUUAACAUUAUGGGUCCUGAUGCGUUGCCUAUUUUCAACUCAUUCGACUUAAAACUGGAAUCUACACCUCUGACAACACUUGUCCAGCGUUUUGAGGCAUAUUUCACGCCGAAAGUUAACCCUACGAUCGAGCGACACAAACUAUUCAACCGCAAGCAGGGUAUUGAUGAAGACCUAGAAACGUACCCCACUGCAUUAAAAAAUAUAAGUCUACAAUGUGCCUUUGAUGCACUUGCCGAUGAAAUAACCCGUGAUAUAUUUUCCUGGAACCUAAAUUCUGAAUGUACUUUCAUCAAAGAACGAAUACUGAUGGAAAAGCCUAAAACAUUUGAAGAUGCUGUGCAGCUAGCGAAGACAAUGAGGAAUAACAAGAUCGACACAAGGACAAUCACACAAGGUAUUAAUAAUGAGAUGGUAGCAAGAAUACACUCUUCAGGACAGAACCGUCAAUCAAAAUCACAAUCACAUCGUAGAUUAGGAUCAAGCAAUCAGUCAAGAUCAUCAAGCCGUCCCCAGGGUAACUGCAACAAAUGUGGUCAAGUUCAUCGAGUCCGUUGUCCAGAGGUAGGAGUCACCUGCAAGUCAUGUGGUAAAAGAAAUCAUUUUGCAAUAAUGUGUCAUUCUCGCCGUCAAAAUAAUGUCAAUGUAGUGUCAGUUGAAACAACAACAGGUCAAAAUAACUCUGAGUAUAUGCCUGAUUGUACUUAUUUUCUAGGUUCAUUAUUUUUAACUAACAAUGUCAACACAGUCAACCCAUUUGAGACUCAACUCAAUAUAAAUAAUUCACAAGUCAAGUUUCUCUUGGACACAGGUGCAGACACUAACAUAAUUUCUUUCAAUGCCUACAAAGCUCUUAAAUUUCCAUUAACACUGUUAAAAAAAAGUGAACACAAAUUAUCUACAUUUAGUGGAGAACUUUUACCCAGUGUAGAUAAUAAUAUAAAUAAA
Molecule: messenger RNA, 1122 nt
Organism: Brenthis ino (lesser marbled fritillary)
Lineage: Eukaryota; Metazoa; Arthropoda; Insecta; Lepidoptera; Nymphalidae
Source: the annotation of a GenBank genome assembly